AAACUGUCUCCUUGCGAAUCGAUUCCAUGACGGCGAUUUCCUUUUACUGAAUCGAUUCCGGCGAGUUCGAUAAUCGACUCGGGCAGAGCGGUGCAGUCUCUGCGUAGAGAUGUCAACGCUGAUGUUGAUGUGGCGGUCCCAGUCUUGCCGAGUCACGGUGAUCCGGGCCUACAGACGCGGCCCUCCACUCCCCCACAGAUGUGACCCCCUUCCCAGGGUUCACGUGGUCCCAUGUCGCCGGCUCAGCUCCUCCGCAGGGGGUGUGGCGCCCCCCCUCGCCAAGGAGGGGGAGCUUGGCCUCAAGUGGCUACUGCUGCUCAUCCCCACGGCCGCGUUCGCCCUGGGCACGUGGCAGGUCCAGCGGCGGAAGUGGAAGCUGAGCCUCAUCGCCGACCUGGAGGCACGGACGCGGACCGACCCCGUGGCCCUGCCGCUCGACGUGGAGGAGCUGCGCAGGCUGGAGUACCGGCGCGUGCGCGUGCGGGGGGAGUUUGACCACUCCCAGGAGCUCUACCUGCUGCCGCGAUCGUUCAUCCAGCCCGGGAGGAGCCCCGGCACGGCGGGGGGGCUCGUGUUGGGGCCCGGCAGCGGGGCCCACGUCGUCACCCCGCUGCGCUGCACCGACCUCGGGGUGACCAUCCUGGUGGACAGGGGCUUCGUGCCCAUGAAUAAACUGGACCCAGCAAAACGGCCGGAAGGGCAGGUGGAGGGUGAGGUGGAGUUGGUGGGCGUGGUGAGGAUGGACGAGCCGCGCUGUCAGUUCACGCCGGACAACGACCCCGGGCACAACCGCUGGUACCACCGUGACGUGGGCGCCAUGGCGCGCACCACGGGCGUCCAGCCGGUGCUAAUCGACGCCGACGCCAGUAGCACGGUGCGCGGGGGACCCAUCGGAGGGCAGACGCAGGUGGUGCUGAGGAACGAGCACAUGCAGUACCUGCUCACCUGGUACUCUCUGAGUGCUGCGACUGCUGCCAUGUGGUACAUCAAGUUCAUCCGGCGGGGGUGAUGGCAGAGAUGGAGGAAGAGGGGGGGGAGAGAGAGUGGGGGGGGGGAAGAGAGA
Petromyzon marinus (sea lamprey) is the source of this 1063-nucleotide messenger RNA. RefSeq names its product SURF1 cytochrome c oxidase assembly factor (gene SURF1). Gene Ontology annotation, biological process: mitochondrial respiratory chain complex IV assembly. The record is from RefSeq and is a predicted model, not a curated record. Gene Ontology annotation, cellular component: membrane; mitochondrion. Lineage: Eukaryota; Metazoa; Chordata; Hyperoartia; Petromyzontiformes; Petromyzontidae.